Molecule: messenger RNA, 1002 nt
Organism: Stylophora pistillata
Lineage: Eukaryota; Metazoa; Cnidaria; Anthozoa; Scleractinia; Pocilloporidae
Product: trace amine-associated receptor 4-like
Biological process (GO): G protein-coupled receptor signaling pathway
Cellular component (GO): membrane
Molecular function (GO): G protein-coupled receptor activity
Source: RefSeq, a predicted model, not a curated record
UGAGAUGUCAAUCAUCCAAACCGUAUAAAAUCUAGCGAAGAUCUCUUUAUUGCAGAGUUACAAGAGGUCUAAGUGUAGAACAUAAAACUUCGCUUUUCGUACAAUGACUCGCGAAGAUUUACCGAAGUCCUCCGAAUCAUUUUCGUGGAUUUGGAUUCCAGGCUGGUUCAUAACAAUGCUUGGAAUCUUUGGAAAUGCAACGGUAAUUUAUCUUAUCGCCACAAACCGACGUCUUCGAAAGCAAGUCAACUUCCUUAUCGUUUCUUUGGCCGUUGUUGAUUUCCUCUUCAGUUUGAUGAAUUUUCCGUCGUAUUUCAUUUGUGAAUUUUACCUUCCGUGCGACAGACAGCUUCGGGAAAUCUUCGCCACGUACUUCGCUUUUUUGUCGUUGACAAACUUGUGCGCCGUGACAGUGGACCGUUAUGUCGCCAUAGUAGUGCCAUUUAAGUACGUCUCCUUCGUGAAGGCAAGAGGGGUGAUGACCAUUGUGAUAUGCAGCUGGCUUUUACCAACUGUGUUCUAUUUCCUUGUAGCGAUAUCCUUAGCAAACACGGCAUCGAAAGAAGUAGUGACAACGUUCAACAUUUUAAGGGUUUUUGUGUUUCAACUGAUGCCGUGUUUCUCUUCACUCCUUGCGACAACACGCGUGUUUUACAUUGCACAUAAACACCCAAGAAAGAUGUCAAGACAACGGACGCAAUUGCAGUUUAAUCACUCCAUCUCGACACUCAGGCCGAAAGGCGGCUUGGAAAUUUCGUCCGCGAGGUUAGUCGCUGUCGUGGUUUGUGUAAUGGUUAUUUGUUACAUCACAGACUCGUACUUCGAUCUCCGUUCAUAUUUUAACUCUUCAUAUCUCCCUGCGUACGAAACAAAUUAAGUAAGAUGUCUUCUUUAUAUCACGAAUUCGGCCUUUAACCCGGUGGUAUAUGCACUGUUGAAACCAGACAUCAAACAGGAAGUUAGGCGACUAUUUCGACGAAAAACUUAUAAAUAAAUGGACGA